CUAAUCCAUGAUCGCCAUGUUGCCUUCCCGAACGCCUAGCCGGAGCCCGCCUCGUCGGCGAACUUCAAGAGAAAUCAACAUGUGAUCGGGGUCCGUGUCAGAGAAGAGGGGACGCGCAGAGGGGAAUGUCACUCGAAUGACGACUAUUGCUCAUCGAGCUCUUUUGGCCCGGUGCAAGCCGAUCGAGCCAAAGUCGAAGAAGUUUUGAGAGCUGACCGUAGGCGUUUUUUCCGUGUGGCCCGCAUAUCCUUCAGAGAGCUAUGGCAUCCGACCUGACCGCAAAGGUCACCCAGACAAAGGACGGCUUCCAAGUCCGAGGCAUCGAAGACAUCAACUAUGGCUUCCAAAUCGUCGACGAUGUGUUCGAUCCCAAAAAGGACCAGCUGGCUAAGCUCUAUAAGCCAUGGAAGAGGGUCCUUCUCGUCACGGACGAGAACGUUCACCGUCACUACAAUGACAAGUGGACUGCUUAUUUCGAGCACCACAACAUCGACCUCACCGUCUUCAUCAUGGCUGGCGGCGAGAAGAACAAGACGAUGACGACGAUGCUCUCGAUCGUCGACAAGUUCAACGACUUCGGCCUCAUCCGCAAAGAGCCCGUGCUCGUCGUCGGUGGUGGUCUCUGUACCGACGUCACUGGCUUCGCCUGCGCUUCUUACAGGCGCAGCUCCAAUUUCAUUCGCGUGCCAACAACGCUCAUCGGACUCAUCGAUGCAUCCGUGUCCAUCAAAGUCGGCCUCAACCAUGGCAAGCUGAAGAACCGUCUCGGUGCAUACCAUGCACCUAUCGUCACGUUCCUCGAUUUCAACAUGCUUCGCACGCUGCCAGAGGGUCAAGUCAGAAACGGCUUUGCAGAGCUCAUGAAGAUCUCAUCUGUCGCCGACAAGAGAAUAUGGGAGCUCCUCGUCCACAACGGCGAGGCUCUCAUCGACAGCCGAUUCGGUCGUGCAGAUGGUGCCAAGGAAGAACUCAAACAGAUCGCGGAUGAGAUCUGCUGGAAGGGUAUCAAAGUCAUGCUGGACCUCGAGUCGCCCAACCUUCACGAGCUUGGGCUAGAUCGUGUCAUUGCUUUCGGACAUUCGCUUUCACCGACGCUCGAAUUGGCCCCAGUCGUGCCCCUCCGUCACGGCCACGCCAUCAACAUCGAUAUGGCUUACUUCUGCAGCGUCGCUCACCAUCGCGGCAUGCUCAGCGAAGCCGAGCGUGACGAGUACCUCGAUCUAUCGCACUCUGUCGGCUUGAGCAUUGAUCACGAACUCUUCACGGAAGAACUGAUUGAGGCUGGUACGGAAGCUAUCCUCAAGACACGCGAUGGCAAGCAGCGCUUUGCCGUGCCGCAGCCCUAUGGCACGUGUCACUUCCUCAAUGACGUUACAUACGACGAAUUGUUUGACGUCCUCAAGAAGCACAAGGCACACGUCAAGGCACGUUACGGUGGUGGUGUAGGCAAAGAAGCUUAUGUCGACCAUGGCGAUCUUGGCAUGGAUCCCGACGUACUCAGACGAGAAGCCAAGAACACUAAGCCCGCUGACGCUGCUGUCAAAGCCGGCGCAGUGAAGGGCAUGAACGGUCAUGUCGCCAAUGGCGACAAUGGCGCAGGCGCGAUCAACGGUCACAACGAGAUUACCACGGGCAAGCCCACAAGCUAGAUGUCCACAAUAGACGCACGGCAAAAAUGAUGUAGCAAAACAAAAAUGGCUUGACUCAGCGCGAGUCGAAGCAGCGAUAAGGUCGAUCUAUCCUCCUGCAAAUGUUACAUGCAUUGCAGACGUAGUACAUCAACACGUGAAAAUGCGCGAUGUGCUCACGUUGGCGCGAUCCCAUCCGCGGCCACUGAACGCAACGCGCAGAAGGAACCACGGCCAUUGAACAUGUGCGAGCACGAAGAAUGGCAGUGGAUCGCAGGCAUCAAAGACUGCGUCUUUCUCUAGACCAACGGCGUGCCGACCCAGUAGCGCAAGGACAUUCAU
Messenger RNA from Mixia osmundae IAM 14324, 1970 nucleotides. RefSeq lists its product as uncharacterized. Gene Ontology annotation, molecular function: 3-dehydroquinate synthase activity. The transcript has 6 exons. Bases 261 to 1649 code for a protein of 462 amino acids. NCBI's taxonomy places the organism in Eukaryota, Fungi, Basidiomycota, Mixiomycetes, Mixiales, Mixiaceae. The record is from RefSeq and is a predicted model, not a curated record. Gene Ontology annotation, biological process: antibiotic biosynthetic process.